This is a messenger RNA of Topomyia yanbarensis, 1722 nucleotides long. RefSeq names its product zinc finger protein 480-like. NCBI's taxonomy places the organism in Eukaryota, Metazoa, Arthropoda, Insecta, Diptera, Culicidae. Gene Ontology annotation, molecular function: RNA polymerase II cis-regulatory region sequence-specific DNA binding; DNA-binding transcription factor activity. Bases 82 to 1056 code for a protein of 324 amino acids. The record is from RefSeq and is a predicted model, not a curated record. The transcript has 2 exons. Gene Ontology annotation, biological process: regulation of transcription by RNA polymerase II.
CACCAUAUUUAGUUUACGACACGCACGCGAGUGCCUCUUUUUAACGAACGAGUAAAAGUUCCGAUUAAAAUUUUCAGUUUCAUGGAGCUCCUGAACGAAUUUUCGACCUCAAUUACGACGGUGAAGGAAUCUACUGAAAGGCCUGGUGGUACUGUACGAGAGGCAUCGAUUUUACCAAAUGGUACUGAUAUUGACAGCGAACUUUCAAGAUCAGACAUGUCUUCGAAGCAACAGGAGCAAACCGACAAUGAGGUAUCUAGUCAAGAACGACCGUAUAAAUGCGACAAUUGUAGAAAAGAAUUUCUUCAGAAACAUCACCUGCAGCAACACGUUUUAACCCACACUGGCGAGCGGCCGUGCAAAUGUGAUAUAUGUGGUAAAUCAUUUACCCGGAAAUGUGAUUUGAUCAGGCACAAAUUAAUUCACAGCAAUGAACAGCCGCACAAGUGCGAGUUAUGUGGCAAAGAAUUUCAUAUUUUGCAUCACCUGAAGAAACAUUUUUCAACUCACACUGACGACUGGCCGUAUAAUUGUGGUGUAUGUGGCAAAUCAUUUAUUAAGAAGCGGUACUGGCUUAGGCACAGACUUGUUCACGAUAAUGAAUGGCCGCAUAUUUGUGAGAUAUGUGACAAAAAGUUUCUUGAGCAGCAUAGCCUGAAGCAACAUGUAUUAAGCCACACUGGCGAGCGGCCGUACAGAUGUGAUAUAUGUGGCAAAUCGUUUGCUCAGAUAGGUACCGUGAACAGGCACAAACUCAUUCACAGUAAUGUUUUAAGCCAGACUGGUGAGCGGCCAUAUAAAUGUGCUAUAUGUGGCAAAUCAUUUAAUGAGAAGGGUGAUUUGGUCAGACACACACUCAUUCACAGUAAUGAACGGCGGUAUAGAUGCGAGAUAUGUAACAAAAAAUUCCUUCUGCAGCAUAGCUUGAAGAGACAUGUGUUAAUCCACAGUGGUGAGCGGUCGCACAAAUGUGAUAUAUGUGGUAAAUUAUUUACCCUGAAAGGUAACUUGAUGAGGCACAGACUCAUUCACAGUAAUAUUUCAAAACACAAUUAGGCAAAUUUUCAUCAAAAUUAUACCUCCACAUCAAAUCGAAUUUAUAGAUCCUAUUUCUGCUGUCAAACCUUGAAUACAAUUAUUGUCAGAACAAUAUUAUUAAGUAUGCAACGAAAGAAACUAAAAUUGUGAGUGAAUACGAUAGGGCCAAUGAAGGCAAUUGGGUCGAGGAUUCGAACGUUUAUAACAAAGAAUCUUUUUCCACUAGCAUAACAGCAUCGCCACGACGCUGAGACUUAGCUUAUGCCACAUGGUACAUCUAAUGGAAGUUCAUUUUCAUAUUUAAUCAGAAUAUCGUCUCCGAUAAGGAAUGCAACCGAAAUAAAGGUUUUAUACUGAGUUUCGUUGCGGAAUCUUCUCACAGAAAAGUUGUAAAAACUGAGCAAGCCGAACUUUCCAACGUUGCUAGAUCUAAGCAUUUAAAGCAACAUGAAUUAACCUGCCACGGUGCAUAAAAACAUACAUAAUUUAAAAACCCAACAAUAUUAUCCACUAAAAGACGGCUGUAAUUACACAAAACGGAGGAUGUGGAAAAAGUAUAGUAUAAGACGAACGACUGCGUAGAUUGAAUGAGAUGACAAGAAAGCCGAAUAUUAAGUGUAUUGAAUUAAGCAGCAAAUCUGAGGAAAGAAUAAAACGUUUGAAAAAGGAACUGAAUUAUUGAAA